UAUUCUUCAGGUAUCUAUCGUCUGGAAUGUCGAUUAAGGACGUAGCCAUGCUGUUCCGGAUCGGCCAUGAAACGUGUCGAAGUAUCAUUCACCAGACAUGCAGGGCUAUCUGGAAACACCUGCAGCCGCUCUACAUGCCUGUGCCAGGGUGCAAGCAAUGGGAGGAAAUAGCGCAUGGGUUUGGCACACGUUGGAAUUUUCCGAACUGCCUUGGCGCCGUUGACGGCAAACACGUUGCAGUAAUGGCACCACCAAAUUCAGGAAGCAACUACUUCAACUACAAGGGGACGUUCUCUAUUGUGCUGAUGGCCGUUGUCGACCCACAGUACAAAUUUUCAAUGGUCAGCGUGGGCGCACCUGGUCGGCACAGCGACGGUGGCGUAUUCAAGUCUUGUGAAUUUGGAAGGCAGCUCGAAAAGGGGACCCUACCUUUGCCAAAUCUUUCAAGGCUACCGAACAGUAACAAAGUGCUGCCCCAUGUAUUCGUGGGGGACGAGGCGUUUCAGCUUCGCCAUGAUUUUCUGCGGCCUUUUCCUGGCAACAACAUGUCCCCCAGCCACCGUGUUUUCAACUACAGGCUGAGCAGAGCAAGGCGCAUUGUUGAAAAUGCGUUUGGUAUCCUGGCAGCCAGGUGGAGAAUCUUGCUGAACCGUAUCAACCUACUUCCAAAGAACGCAGAGUUUGUUGUCCUAGCUUGCUGUGUCCUGCACAACGUUUUAUGCACAGGCAAAGAAUACAUGCCACAUGGCUUCGUAGACAGCGAAGAUGAAUAUGGGAACAUAACUCCCGGGCAGUGGAGGGACAGUGCCCAAAGCAACGACCUCCUCGACUUGGAACCUACAGCUGCAAAAAACUAUUCCAAAAGUGCGGCUGAAGUGCGCAACCUUUUUGUGCAGCACUUCAUGAGUGAUGGAGCUGUGCCGUGGCAGUGGGCACAUUCUGGUGUGCAAGCACCGACCUAA
Messenger RNA from Dermacentor silvarum, 962 nucleotides. RefSeq lists its product as uncharacterized. Bases 27 to 962 code for a protein of 311 amino acids. The record is from RefSeq and is a predicted model, not a curated record. The transcript has 4 exons. NCBI's taxonomy places the organism in Eukaryota, Metazoa, Arthropoda, Arachnida, Ixodida, Ixodidae.